AUGGCCAGACUUUUCAGUUUUAUCAGUCAUAGGUGUGUUACUAUCCAGGGGUGUCUCUAUCAUAGCGACAGAGACUUGGCGUUCUUAAAUGGACUCAGCUUUUGUAAGUGCAAUCUGCUGCCACUCUUGGAUAAUCUACUCUGCUUCAAUGUUGUCUGGAUCAGUGGGGCAUUCACGACUUUUAAUUGCAUGGCCAAAGGCGCUGCACGUUUUGCAAAGAGGAAUGCUUUUUUCAAUGUUAAACAAGACAGUCGUCGGAUUGAUGGCACUAGCCCAUGCAGCGAAUGUAAGAUCCACGAUCAUAUUCUUGUCAAAUUCGUGAGCAGUGAAAGUAUGCAAAGAUUUGUCCUUUUGAUGUGGUGCUGUGGCCUGGAAAUACUCUUCACUCUGUGGAUAACUGUCCUGAGUGACGCAAAGACAAACGUACCUGCCAUAUCUGUGGGUAUAUGUGGUAGAGUUACUUUUGCUACUAUCCGUUAUAUACAUUACCAUUUUGGCUCUAUAAAGAUUGCUGUCAUAUAUGCUCCUGCAACAGUAUCAAGACCCCGGGCCUUUUCCACUUCUAUUCUUCAAUUGACACAAUUUGGCCAACCUGCUCCUUCAUCUCGUUUCCUCUUCCUUAAACAUUUCAACUAUACUUACAGCUCUACUUCUUCAUACCCUUGUCAUACAUCUCUACCGUGGUUGCACCACGUUCAUGAAACCUUAAUUGAUUGUGUCACUGAUGAAGGUCUAGCCGGCCUCAAAUACGAGCCUUCCGUAGAUUACGACAAUCCUAUACGAGCUGAUUAUUUUCUUACUACGAUUACUCUAUCUUUCGGUACAGCUCAUACCGAAAGAGGUUUAUGGUGUGCUGACUCUCGACUGAAAAUACCCUCAUAUUUCCAAGAACGCUUCUCUGUGUCUUUACAGGGUAUCUUUCCCAGUUUGACUCAAUUACCUUACCCUUAA
Molecule: messenger RNA, 951 nt
Organism: Phycomyces blakesleeanus NRRL 1555(-)
Lineage: Eukaryota; Fungi; Mucoromycota; Mucoromycetes; Mucorales; Phycomycetaceae
Exons: 6
Coding region: 1-951 (316 amino acids)
Source: RefSeq, a predicted model, not a curated record